Parathielavia appendiculata is the source of this 669-nucleotide messenger RNA. RefSeq lists its product as uncharacterized. The transcript has a single exon. NCBI's taxonomy places the organism in Eukaryota, Fungi, Ascomycota, Sordariomycetes, Sordariales, Chaetomiaceae. The record is from RefSeq and is a predicted model, not a curated record. Bases 129 to 584 code for a protein of 151 amino acids.
GCCCAACCAGCAACAAUCGGCAACUCCCUCACUACUGUACCCAGACCUCCACCAGGAAGAAUACACGACCCGGUUUGUGGGGGAUAAUCUUGCCGAUGACUGACGUUUUUACCUCGGCGAGUCGAUGAAUGCUCGUCGAUCGAUCUGCUGCAACGGGGUGCAAAUCGGGCGGGAUUGGGGAGACAAUGGUUGAAUUGUAUCACAAUCGGAUGAAGAUUGUGAAUGUGCGGAUGGAGGACUGGCGGUUCCAGAAACCAAAGCGAUGGGACACGGUCGGGAUUCGAUGGGUUGUUAUUGGACGGGUGGGCAGCGAGUCGGUAGCGCUGGCCCUGGGUCGUUCGUCUCAGCCAGUGCACCGGGACGGUACCGCAAUUCUGCCGCUGUCGGAUCGAGCCCAGUUUCCCGCACUUUUGUUCUUCCACCCUCUGCACCUUGUCGUCGUCCUCAACUCGCGGCUCCUUCGCACUCAGACGAUGUGGAGGUUGAGGGAGGGAAAUUGUAGUAGGGUCGCAGCUCAAAAAGGGCGAGUGAUGAGAGAGGACGGAUACAGGGAGAGAGGACGGGUGGCCAGGGAUUCGAAAUGAGGGCUGGCACAAUGUCACGGCGCGAGCAUGGGGGAGUGACCAAUCCCCCAGUCGCUGUGAUCAGUCCAAGGCGAGCGCAUCGUCA